CCAUUGUCUACCACCACCACCACUCCUCACACCUCUUUUUCAGUGUGAGAGAAUCAUAUCUAACCCUUCCAACUUUUUGUGUUAAUUUUCAUCUAGUCAUCCUUUGAAUUUACAUGAUCCAAUCUUCUCUUUGUUGCAAGGGAAUCUAAUACUUGUUGACCGUGAACAAGUCUAUUUUCUUUGAUUGCAAUUUGGGAUUCUUAAAGGCACAUUAAGCCACAUAGUGGAGUAUAUUCGUAUAACUAUUGUAAAGUAAAUCUAUGUAUCAAACUAUCAUCAUUUGUUAUGCGCAUCAUCCAAUAUUUUCUCCACCAAAGGAAUAAUACAAGCCAAUGACCUAUAAUUAGCUAGACUAAUAAAAAGACAAAUAACUAGUCAUUCACUACUUUAUUGCUUGCUUUAUCAAAUUCAUUUUUUCACCUAUUUGUUUUCUAUGAAAUGCUAGUGGCUUCCUUCCUAUCCUCUAUCUCUCUUCUUUUUCCCUCUCUAAAUUAGCCACAAAAUGUUAGUAGUAGCAAAUUACUAACCAAUCUAAUUAUGAGAAGGGGAAAUGGAGAGGGAUCACCAAACACCUAAUCAAAACCCACCACCAUCUCUCCUCUCGCCUAAUCAAAACCCUAACGCUUCCUCACCGCGAAAUGUUAGCGAUCGGCUGAAGAGAGACGAGUGGAGCGAAGGCGCGGUGUCGAGCCUGCUCGAGGCGUACGAGGCCAAGUGGACGCUCCGGAACCGGGCCAAGCUCAAGGGCCAGGACUGGGAGGACGUGGCCAGGCACGUCUCAGCUCGCGCCGGCGCCUCAAAAUCGGCGAAGACGCUCACGCAGUGUAAGAAUAAGAUCGAGUCCAUGAAGAAGCGGUACCGAUCGGAGUCCGCCGCGGCGGCUGACGCCUCGUCGUGGCCGCUCUAUUCUCGCCUCGAUCUCCUCCUCCGCGGAAAUAACGGAGCUGCUGCCGAUCCUGCUCCUCCUGCUGCUGAAUUUCCAUCUGCUCAAAAUUCAAACGGCGGCGAUCGGGAUCGGGAUCGGGUGGGUAAGGAGGAGGAAGGAUUGGGAGAGGGAGGCAACAAUGAGGAAUCGGAGAAGAAGGCGAUAGAUGAGAGAGACAGGAGCACAGCGGCGAUUGGUGAGGGGAAAUUGAAGAGGAAGGAGAAAUGGAGGAAGCGGGAGAGGGAGGAGAGCUGGGAGAUAGGGGAGAGUAUACGGUGGGUGGCGGAGGUGGUGGUGCGGGCGGAGGAGUCGAGGAUGGAGACGAUGAGGGAGAUAGAGAGGAUGAGGGCGGAAGCAGAGGCAAAGAGAGGGGAAUUGGAGGUUAAACGGACUGAGAUCAUUGCUAGUACUCAGCUACAGAUUGCUAAGCUUUUUGCUAGAGGAUCAACAACAUCCAUCCAAUAAUAAACCGAUUUCAUCAAUUAAUAUAAUCCUAAUAUGUAUACUUGGAUGUGAUUGCGAUGUAUGAGUAUUUAAGAAGAGAUUUUUAUGGGAUCAAUUACUUCAAAUCAGAAGUAGUAAUAUGAUUUUCACCUCUCUAAGAAGUAGUAGUUACAUUUGACUCGAAAUUAUCAAAUGAACUUAUUAACAUUACCUUGUAA
This is a messenger RNA of Salvia splendens (bonfire salvia), 1587 nucleotides long. Its product is annotated as trihelix transcription factor ASIL1. Bases 551 to 1390 code for a protein of 279 amino acids. NCBI's taxonomy places the organism in Eukaryota, Viridiplantae, Streptophyta, Magnoliopsida, Lamiales, Lamiaceae. The record is from RefSeq and is a predicted model, not a curated record. The transcript is spliced from 2 exons.